CAUAAAAAGAAGAAAGAAAAAAAAAUGGCUUACUAUUUGCACAGAAUAAUCUUCAUUGCUCUUGUACUCGCAAUUGCAGUUCCCUCUUCAUUGGGUCGCAGAGAGAAAUCAGAGAUCGAGAAAGACCUAAGAAAUCUCUGCUCCCAGACAAAUAGAACAAAAGAGUGCUUGUACUUCGUCAAAUCCGAGAUCAACAGGUUCAACCAGUCGGAUUUCAAAGGCGUGGCUGGUGUCGUAAUCGACCUGGCAAUAGCAAAAUCCGAUGCAAUCAAUGAUCUUCUUAAUCGGCUUUACCAGGGUUCCAAAGACGAGAAAUUGAAAGAAAAGUAUCUGUCGUGCUCGAAGAAUUACAACGACGCCAACCGCAACCUCUAUCUAGCAAAGAUAAACUUAGAUUCCGAUCAUUAUCAGAAUAUUCCUAUCCAGAUAGAAGAUACUGUUGAAGAGUUGGACAGCUGCAGGCGUGAGUUCGUCAAGGGCUCGUUCGACCCGGCUUUUUGCACAGAAUAAUUUUCAUUGCUCUUGUUCUCGCAAUUGCAGUUCCCUCUUCAUUGGGUUGGAGUUGGA
Molecule: messenger RNA, 567 nt
Organism: Erythranthe guttata (spotted monkey flower)
Lineage: Eukaryota; Viridiplantae; Streptophyta; Magnoliopsida; Lamiales; Phrymaceae
Product: pectinesterase inhibitor-like
Biological process (GO): negative regulation of catalytic activity
Molecular function (GO): pectinesterase inhibitor activity
Source: RefSeq, a predicted model, not a curated record